This is a messenger RNA of Limulus polyphemus (Atlantic horseshoe crab), 2746 nucleotides long. Its product is annotated as nose resistant to fluoxetine protein 6-like. The transcript has 15 exons. The record is from RefSeq and is a predicted model, not a curated record. Gene Ontology annotation, molecular function: acyltransferase activity, transferring groups other than amino-acyl groups. Lineage: Eukaryota; Metazoa; Arthropoda; Merostomata; Xiphosura; Limulidae. Bases 56 to 2527 code for a protein of 823 amino acids.
CCUUUGUACUUCGUCCAAGGAGCAGAGACUCUACUCUUAGAUGGUGUAGUUAAUCAUGAAUCGUCAUAGAGUAUUAAUUUUGGCUAAGAUCUUCUGGUUUUUAGUUUUAUUCUGUUUAGAUAGAACUAAUGAGGCGGCUAAUACAACAGAUUUCGUUCCUCCGUAUCUGCCGUCAGACAAUGGAGAUAAUUUAUUAAGCACAAAACUCACAACAUCAGCGCAAAGAGACAUCAGGAACUCAACAGAAGAAAUCACAAGCUCAACAGAAAGAAACAUUACAAACCCAACAGAAAGAAACGCAGUUAAUUCAACAGAACGAGACAUCAUAAGCUCAACAGAAAACAUAAUUAAGUUGCACAAAAUGCUUAAAACGUCCAGAAACGUUGACUCUUCUCUAACUCCUGAAGUGACUACAAAGAACCCCAUUUCUCAAUGGUUGAACAUUGAAAGAAGAAUGAAAGAAAUUAUCAAUUCUGUCUUGAAGCAGUUCCUUCCUAACAUAAUAAGGAUGUUUUCUACUAUUGAAUUAUCCGGUCCCUGCUAUUCUAGUUUGUUGAAAACAGCGUUGGCUGUCCGGAAGUUGAAGUCUUGGGCAAUGAAAAUGUUAGAUGCUUCUGGAAAGAUACCUUCUGGAAUUGCCGAGGGGACAACUACCACCUUUGGAGCGUACGACCUGUGCCUUGGUAUUAUCGCGAAUAACAAAAGAACAAAGAAAGUAGAUUUCCGUGGGAAAUAUUGCUUGUUAGAGAUACUGUCACCAUUUCCUACAACGCCACUGGAUCCCAGAUUACAAGAUACGAUUUUAGGCGACUUCGCACGAUCUGCUCACCUGUUGCAGGGAAGAUCUAACCGUAUUGGUUUGUGUGUCCCUUCAACCUGUACUCACCAGGACGUCGAUAAAGUUGCACAUGUUGCUUUUCAAGAUGCAUUACACGUCUCAGUUCCCCAAUGUGACGUAAAGGAAGAACUAAACUUGUCAGCUGAGCAGAUUGGAGUUUUGAGUCUGCUUGGAACACUUCUACUGCUGGUGGUUUCAGGUACAACGUUAGAUUUAUGGAAACAGUACCAACCUGAUAAACAAACACUGAACCCUAAGAAGACAAAAUGUUGGCAAGCAAUGAGCUUCGAAGUUUUAAAGGCGUUUUCUCUCUACACCAAUGGAAAACAGAUGCUGAACACCAACGUUGGUUCAGGAAAUCUUGGAGCCCUACAUGGUAUCCGUUUCUUUACAAUGGCGUGGGUUAUCUUAGCCCAUACCUACAUAAUGCCUCCUAUGAGGAUGUACAAUGGACUUAUAAAUUUGCAGUAUGCUGUAAAGGAUGUCACUUUCAUGGUUGUAUGGAAUUCCUUUGUACAAGUGGAUAGUUUUUUUUUCCUCAGUGGAUUGGUGCUGGUCUACACAACAAUGAAAAAACUAAAUGGUAAAAAUGGACGUUUGAAUCUCGUGAGAUACGUGAUACACCGUUACUUGAGGUUGACGCUUCCUAUGAUGUUAGUCAUAUCUCUGAUGUUUAUUCUUCCGUUGAUUUCUUCUGGACCACUUUGGAACAAUGCAGUAGAAAGUCAAAUACAAAGAUGCAGGAACACUUGGUGGGCAAAUAUGUUUUACUUCAGUAACUUCCUGAAUCCAAGAAACGCAUGUCUUUCACCCUACUGGUAUCUGUCAGCAGACAUGCAGCUCUACCUCAUCUCGCCGGUUGUACUUAUUACACUCUACAAGUGGCCUCGUAUGGGGUUUGGACUUAUCACGUUUGGUAUCUUAGCAUCAUGGGUUUCCGUAGCAGCGAUUACGCUUUGGAGUAAUUUUCAUCCAUCAAUAGUGCUGUUUGACAGGAAAACAUUUAUAGAAAUGGGCGGCUACAUUCACAUGCAGCCUUACACUCACCUCGGUCCGUACUGUAUUGGGCUGGCCACGGGAUACUUGUUGCUGAAACACAGAAACAUCAAGUUGAAACCACUUGUUGUGGCUCUCGGCUGGAUCAUUACUACCGUUUCGUGUUCAGCUGUGAUAUUUGGAGCUUAUGACUGGCAUAACGGAAUCAAACCAAAUAUUGUAGUUGGAAUCAUAUACGCUUCGGUCCACAGAACUGUGUUUACUUUAGGGUUAGCUUGGAUCACGUGCGCUUGUGUGUAUGGAUAUGGAGGUCCUGUAAAUGCAUUGUUGUCAUGGGAACCAUUCAUCGUUCUUGGACGGCUGACCUACACUUCUUACCUGAUACAUCCAUUGGUUAUAUAUGUCAGGUCUGGUACAGUGAGGGAGGGUCAGUUCUUCAGCCAUUUUGAACAGGUCUGCAGAUUCCUUAUCUAUCUUGUAUUGUCAAUGUGUUUGGCCUCAGUUCUCCAUCUGAUAUUUGAAGUUCCCUUUAUGAAGCUAGAACGAUUUCUUUUACCACAACCGACGCCUUCAAAGUCUUCCUGGAGCUCGAGGAAACAGAAAGAAGAAACUAACGGUCAAGUUGCACCAAACUGCAUGUCAAAAUAUUCUUCAGACAUGAAGGAAGACAUUGUUACAAUUUCAAGAUUAUGACGAACUCACAGAACAAAGAAAAAUGUACAUCUAUAUUACAAAAACAAACGUAAUAUGUAAACUGAUGCUGUUAAGUAAAAACAAAAAGGCGUUCGAGAGUUCGGACACUUUUAAAAGUAAUGUUUUUUGUAAAUGGUAAGUGGAAAUAGUCCUUGCAACACGUGGGCUAAAACUUGAGGUUAAGUAUUUUUGAAAUAAAUUUUAAUUCAGGGUAUUUAA